Messenger RNA from Pristis pectinata (smalltooth sawfish), 450 nucleotides. RefSeq names its product caveolin-3-like. Gene Ontology annotation, cellular component: caveola. Gene Ontology annotation, biological process: regulation of membrane potential; caveola assembly. The record is from RefSeq and is a predicted model, not a curated record. The transcript is spliced from 2 exons. Gene Ontology annotation, molecular function: molecular adaptor activity; connexin binding; transmembrane transporter binding. The coding region runs from base 1 to 450 and encodes 149 amino acids. NCBI's taxonomy places the organism in Eukaryota, Metazoa, Chordata, Chondrichthyes, Rhinopristiformes, Pristidae.
AUGGCUGAGGAGGUGCAGAGGAAGGAAGGCCUCCACUCGGACACCCACACCAAGGAGAUCGACCUGGUUAAGAGAGACCCCAAGCACCUGAAUGACGAAAUCGUCAAAGUGGAGUUUGAGGAGGUGGUGGCAGAGCCUGAGGGAUACUACAGCCUGUCGCAGGUGUGGCGCCUCACCCACACCACCUUCACCGUCUCCGAGUACUGGUGCUACCGGCUGCUGACGGCCCUGUUCGGGGUCCCGCUGGCUAUCCUCUGGGGCUUCCUCUACGCCUGUGCCUCCUUCUGGCAGGUGUGGGCGGGUGUGCCGUGUCUCCGCUGCUUCCUGAUGGAGCUGCACUGCCUCGCCAGCACCCUCCCCAUCUGCCUCCGGGGGAUCUGUGACCCGCUGUCCCAUGCCGCAGGGGGGCUGCUCCUCAGUGUGCGCCUGGCCCUGAGGAAAGAGAUCUAG